CACCCACACACCACCUCGGGUGCACAGCGUCUUGCUGGCUCAUCUUUUCACAACACAAGACGUUCAUUCUUCCAAUUUCAUUGACACAACACAAACAACUCUUUCCAAUUUCCAACACUGGAAUAAUGGAUUAUAUUGAUUGUUAGGACGUACUGUGAUUCUCUAUUUUUCUUAUCACGCAAUAAGCUGCUGGUAUUACUUUGAGAGAAUUGUUAUCGUGCCUUGCAAGCGCUUUUUUGUGCACUAAUUUCUUUCGAUAGGUCAUCAGUUCCUUAUGGUAAGUCGAGGAUAGUACUCGAUAUGGUGGGUAGAAAAAAAAAAGCCCUUCAGGGAAAGGGACCUGUUCAUAAAAAUGUGCAGAAGGAAGCUCAAGAAGCUCAAAAGGCUCAAAAGGCCCAAAAGGCUCAAAAGAGUCGAUCGGCUCGAGCUGGUAAGGAAGAGCGUCGUGCCAAAAAAUUGGAACGCCGGAAGAAAGAGAAGAAAUCAUAUACUGCACAAGAUUGGGCAGAACCUGCCCCAGAUCAUUUGAUUGCAAAGUUAGAUCUUCCUAAGCAUAGUUCUAAGUAUCAGUCGUAUUUCGAAUUUGCGGAGAAUAAGGAAAAGAAGAAGAAGCUGGAGUUUCAGGUAUUUAGAUUUGCGACGUGUCUUUGCCAUAUUGACUUAUGGUUAGGUCACCAAUGAUCCCAAUCCUCCACCAGGGUUUGCCUACGUACCUAUCGGGGAUCCGACUUUGACGAAUGCUUGUAAAGAACUAUCGCGAGAACAAAAUGCUAUGAUCUUUAUUGUUUCGGUAAGGUUGACUGACAGGUCUGUCCGUACCAAAUGCAAGGCUACCCAUACUGACUUCAUACUUUACGCAGCGCUCGAAAGAAGACAACUCGAAGAUUUCAGAGCAUAUUUUUCGAACCGGAUAUCAUUUUCGAGAAGUCAUCGUGGAUGAAGCACGUAAAAUUGUCGGCGACACUGUUAUUUCUAACCCUACUCAUGGUUCGAUUGAACCAAUACCAGAAUCACAAGAAGAAAUAAACAAACAAGCUGACGAUGCGAUACGAGAUCUUUUCCCAAGAAUCCCCAACACUGAUCGACAACGAAUUAUCGAGCAUGCUUUCCAAAAGGGUGUGAAAUUUCAUGGAGAGCCUACGGUCGGCCUCCAGGCCGAUCUUCCUUUGGCACGUCGAGUCCAACUUGCUGUUCUUGCCCACAUUCGUCAUACACACACAAGAUAUGAUAAGUUACUCAGGGAAACUAGUUGGAUAAAUGCACGAAAGGUAGUUGAACCUGUAUGUUUAGACGUCCUUGUGAAAUGGCGAGGAGAUGAGGAAACUGGCCGCGACCAAAUGGACGAGAUCUUACGAGAAGUUGUCAUUAUUACCGAUUCGGACGAUGAAGACGAGGACGACUCCGAUGAAGACGAUGAUUCGGAAGACGACGAGGAAGAGGACGAGACAUUCGCCGAUCCCGUCACCUUAGUCAACCAAAAGGACUCACAAAGGCGGCAACCUUUGGGAGUUGAGCAAAAUUCACAUGGGAAUGUUGCUGGCCCCUCGGACCCCAUUUCUUCUCACACAAGGUCUCGAACAAGGCUAAAGGAGGCAGCAAGGAAAUCCCAGCCCCGCUUCAAGCGAUAUCAAGCUGCUUGGGAUGAGGCUCUGAAUCGCCGUCAAAAUAUCGCCCACGAACCUAAUGGGCCAGGUAACCAAGGAUAUGAGGCAAGUUUGAGACCUACUCACCGUAAUGGCUCACCACAUUACCAAGAAAUACCUCGACAGCAGGGGCCAGAGUACCUCUAUCGUGAUGCAGAAUCUCGGCAUAGCAUCCCACCUGAACGACAAGUACGUCCAGCUUUGACGAAAGAGAGAGACAAAUUUCACGGCUAACAUUUAUAGAUUCGUCAUUACUACCCACAGGAAAGGCCAUCUUCAAGGACAUUGAUUCGCAGAGAUGAUGUAACAGUAAGACCCUUGCAUGAUCGCCCAGCCUUCUAUCCUCCACAGUUUAACACUGCACCACAAGUGAGCAGAGAGCCAAGGCCUCAAGUAGUAGUCGGUGCCUCCUCAACAAGAUCUGGAUUUCAAGACAUGCUUGCUUUAUCCAUUGAAACACAAAAUGAUAGUAUGAACAUUUCAUCUCGUUUGGAUCGAAAUGUUGUUGGCGAUUUAAAUGACCACCAAACGUCAUAUCCACGACGCGUGGCUGAAAGGGAUAGAAUUUCACCUAGGCUCCGAGAAGUCAUUGUUCUUGAUGAUGAUGAUGAUGAUAAUUCUUAUUCUAAACGCCGUCGUGUGAUUGAGGAUGGUCAUGGACGAUUUAGGCCUUAUCCCUCCCGGGAACAGCAUGGCCAUACCACCCCAAUUUUCCAUCCCAGGGAAGCUGAUCGUCGUCCCAUUGCAUUGCCCAGAUAUACUGAAGGUUUGUCAACAAAUGUGCCAUUAGCAUCUCCACGACCUGUGCUUGCAGAGAGACUGCCUAUUUAUGAUGUGCCUGACCCCAGACCACAUGAAAUGCAUCCGAAUCCAUCCAGGCGAGAAGAUGAGAGGCCCUUUUACCAGCAGCCCGUAUCGCAUUCGGCGCGAGAAAUAGCUGCACCACGUCCCUAUUUGACAAAUUUUGAUGAGACUUACAAUCCACAACGAGUGGCUAGUGAUAACAUGAGAAUGGUUGAGCGUGAUCGGUUUGUACGACGAGAACAGAUUGAAUCAGGUCAGAGAUAUUACUUUCAAAGACCAGCGUCACCUGAUCCACAUGGUUCCAGAAGAUUUUCUCAUUUACAAAAUGUGGAUGGUUCUGCGGACCAAGCUUACAUUCAACGUUUCUCUCAAUCUGGGCUUGAACCUUCCAUUCCUCGACCACAAGAUGGUCCCGUUUCUUAUCAGAGAUUCCCUUAUCAUCAAGGCGGCGAGCCAGGUCAAGCAGCUAGGUCGUUUACAGUCAUGCGCCCUGUUCAAGCAAGAUCUCCAGUAUAUUUAGAUAGACCAGAGUGAGUAGGAUUGAAGGAUAAAUGGAUGACGUAGAAAUCACUGACUUUCUUGACCUUAGAAUAUCUGGCGAAAGAUCUGGCCUACAAGUACACUACGAGAGACGUGAUCCGUACACUACUGAGCGAAAUAUGCCACACCAUCCCAUGCGAGUUUCGGUACCGCGUGAGGCUAAUGCUCCGACAUUUACACGAGUUAUACAACCCAGGCGUCAAGUUAUUGUUUUAGAGUGAUCUUACGAGAGAUGGGACGUAUCGGGGUAGAGGCAGUCGAGCUUUUGAGACUUCAACCAAUUGUUUUCGUUUAACUCCGUUAGUUUUGCUUUGAAGAACUGGCGCAACGCUCGAGCCGUUCAUCGUUGGAUUAUUUGGUAUCUGGAAGAUGGAAGGGCCAUAUGAUGUUACUAUUUUGCAUUGUCGGUUAUAUGGAUAUGCAUAAGCGUGGAGUGGGAUUUACAUCAAGGAUUCAACUACUUGCAUUGGACGGCGUUACCAGUGGCAGAUAGAAGGUCUGCUUAUGGACUUGUUGGCAAUACUGAUUCAUUUUAGGAAAAUCUAUUGUAAUCGGCAUCAUAAUGUAUAUA
Sclerotinia trifoliorum is the source of this 3558-nucleotide messenger RNA. The record is from the annotation of a GenBank genome assembly. NCBI's taxonomy places the organism in Eukaryota, Fungi, Ascomycota, Leotiomycetes, Helotiales, Sclerotiniaceae.